Molecule: messenger RNA, 9392 nt
Organism: Hypanus sabinus (Atlantic stingray)
Lineage: Eukaryota; Metazoa; Chordata; Chondrichthyes; Myliobatiformes; Dasyatidae
Gene: engase
Product: endo-beta-N-acetylglucosaminidase
Exons: 14
Coding region: 143-2197 (684 amino acids)
Biological process (GO): protein deglycosylation
Cellular component (GO): cytoplasm
Molecular function (GO): mannosyl-glycoprotein endo-beta-N-acetylglucosaminidase activity
Source: RefSeq, a predicted model, not a curated record
GGGGUGGUUCACCUACAGGAGGGGUGGGAGAGAGCAGUGAGGGUAGGAGGGUGACUGGUGCUGAAGGUGGGAAGGAGGAAGGGUGAAAGAGUAGGAGUGGGUAAAGCAGGGGUUGACUAGUGUAGGAGACCCAGAGGGAUGCAUGAUACAAGUUGCUCUUAGUCCAGUGCAGCAUCAAGUUGAACACGUGAUCCAGUAUGAAGCUCCUCCACUUCCCAGCUUUUGCUACGACCCUGACACCACUGCACCAGUCAGCUUUUACAUUCCGUCCUUCGAGCAGCUGAAAUUGUGGCAACCCUCUACUCAAGACGAUCAAUUCAACAGAGCGGUUAUCCCCUUGGCUCCACGACAGCCUCCCCUGCAGUGUAAUCGGCCAAGGACGCUGGUCUGUCAUGAUAUGGCUGGUGGAUACCUGAGUGACAGGUAUAUACAAGGCACAUGUGAUGAGAAUCCUUUCAUCUUUUACCAUUGGAUGUAUAUAGACAUCUUUGUAUACUUCAGUCACCACAUGGUGACCAUCCCACCAGUCUGCUGGACCAAUGCUGCACAUAAACAUGGUGUUGCUAUUCUAGGAACUUUCAUCACAGAGUGGAUAGAUGGGGCUGCAGUCUGUGAGGCAUUCUUGGAAAAUGAGGAGUCUUUCUGUGCAUUGGCGGAGAAGCUUGUGAAGAUUGCACUGCACUUUCAGUUUGACGGAUGGCUGAUUAACAUUGAAAAUAAAUUGAGUUCCAUUGCAGUAAAGAAUAUGCCCAAGUUUCUUCGCCAUCUACGCACCAGGAUGCAGCAAGCUGUUCCUUGGGGCCUGGUUAUCUGGUAUGAUAGUGUGUUGGAGACUGGUGUUCUUCAUUGGCAGAAUGAGCUGAAUGAGCAUAACAGAGUUUUCUUUGAUUCCUGUGAUGGUAUUUUCCUGAACUAUAAUUGGACGGAGCAGCAUCUCGAGCGAGUGACGGCACUGGUGGAGGGUCGUCAUGCUGACGUCUAUGUUGGAGUUGACGUGUUUGGCCGAGGAGAGGUUAUAGGAGGAGGGUUUAAAACCAAUCGGUCCUUUGAGCUGAUUCGGAAGUACAAUUUCUCAGGGGCUAUAUUUGCUCCUGGAUGGGUUUAUGAGACUCUGGAUAAGGAACGCUUCCAUCAAAACCAACUGAAGUUCUGGAGUUUGUUGAUUGAGUACUUGCACAGUCACAGGAUCUGCACGCUACCCCUUGUCACAUCAUUUUGUCAAGGCUUUGGGAAGAAUAUUUACAGGAAUGGAGAGGUGGAGACUACUGGAAAUUGGCUUAAUCUAAGCACUCAGGAAAUUCAACCUUUAUUUGUUGAUCAGCUGCCAGAUCAAGUUGACAGUCUAGUGAAGACCUAUGGGUGUUCAGAAGAUGCCUGGAAUGGAGGAUGCAGUUUGGUAAUUAAGGGGUUAAUCCCGAGUACCAGGCUGGAAGUAUCUGUAAGGUUAUUUGGUUUGCAGGUCCAGAGUCCUCCCAAACUUUUUGUUGCCUUUAUUUACAAGCUACAAGAUGGCAGUGGAGUCAGCGUGAGGCCAGAGCUAACGACGUGCCCACUGUCACAGUGUUCUUCUGACAAGGUUUCCUCAGUCAAUGUAUUGAAACCAUUACCACUGCCCGAGGAUAAUGCCUUUGUUCAGAAGUUUAUUCAGAAUUAUGCUCCUUGGAGCACUGAGGGAUGGACUUAUUGCUGCUUUCUCUUGGAGCUGACAGAAUGCAUUCUUCAGGAUUUCUCUGUCAGCAUUGCCCGUGAAGUGAAGGAUGACAAGGACAUGCAAUUUAAAUGCAGAAUUGGAGAAAUCAAGAUUCUGGAUGCUGCCGAAUUAAGUGUGGAACACGUUCCUGUUGAGAAGCUCAGCAUUGUCGAUAUUUUAUGGAGAAAGGUACCUGAAACUGAAGACCAACUGUCUCUGAGUGUCACACUGCAGUGGACUUACCCUCCAAACACAGCAAGUUACUUCAAGAUAUAUUGUCAAGGAAUAAGCCAAUAUCAAGACAAAAAGGUUGCUAAGUCUAAAAUGAUUUAUGUUGGCCGGACAUGUGCAAACUCUUACCGUGUGGUGGGCCUGCAAGUUCAUAAUGCUCCAAUGGGUAAGGCCUGUCAGGUAGAGUUUCUAAUCCAGCCAGUGAGUCGGGCAGGCUUUUUGGUGAAUCAAUCAGCUUGGGGAAAGUUAACACUGAACUACAACCAUCCACACUGAAAAAGCGGUGUGUAGCAUCUGUCUUUUGGUGGUUGAAACACCAAAGCUUGUGUUGCUUUGUAUUUGCAUCUGGGGCUUUUCAGCAGCCUGUCAGCCUUUAUUGACGAUUGUGACUAAUAAAACAACUGUGUCACUUCCAUGCAAUUGUUACACACAAACAGAAAGUUUGAAGUUUAUCAUGUGCAUUGGGACAGAUGUUUCUUGCUCCUGGCUCUUUUGUGUUUCUGAAUACUCUUUCUAUUAAAAUUAAGAAUUCUUUCCUGAGAAAGAAUGAGUUGAACAAAGUAUCUUCAGAAUUUCUUGAAUGUUACUGUUAACUUAUUAAGUAUGAGAUUUAGUCUUUUUGUUACAUCUCUGUGGGCAACAUUUGCAAGCAUCAGUUCCUGAAGCAGAGUGUACCUCAGUUUGUUAUGGUGUUGAUUAUAAAAAUAAUGCUGCACUUCCUUGGGUCUUUCAAAUUGCAAUCAUAUAAUUGUGCUCUUUACAUUGUAGAGAAACACCUCAAGUCACAUUUCCAGCAGAAAUAUUAUUUGAGAUCACAAGAGAGAGGUUUUUGGGUCUAUAAAUUCUACAAGUUUCAAAGCUCACUGACUGAGAUUUCUGAGUUGCUGGAUUCUUUCAGUAAAGGCAGUUCCACCAAGCAGUGACUGAAAAGAUUUUCUUGGCAGCAGCUUCCUCUUUGUGGCCACUCCCAUUUAAUCCAUUGAAAACAAUCAAUUAGCAAGGAUUGAUGCCAUGGAAACACAUUUCCUUUAACAUGCAGUUGCUUUCCUAAGGACAAAAAUUGUGGUAUUACUUAAAUUCAGUUCCUCAGUAGUCAGAUCUUUUUGAAUGUAGAAUGCGAGAAGUUGCGAGCAGUCAAUGACUUUCAUUUGUGUUUCUGAAAUUUUAGACCCUUGGCUGAAGUCUCUGCAAUGUGGAAGCCAGUCCACACUCAAUUCUCCAUUAUCUUUUGGGAGUGAAAAACAGCUUGUGGAUGCAUUCCUCUGACUUGCCAGCCUUCCAUGCUAUUUCAUAGGACUUGUCCUAAGGGGUCAGAUGUUGGCUGACUACAUAUGACUCGUCUAUCCAAAAUUCUCUAAGUUUACUGGAUGGAUAAGUGACCUAUGGCAGGGUUCUCUCCCAGACAGCCACUAGAUACUCUCAAUGGUCUCUGUUGGAUUGGGCAGGCUUCACUAUUCACAAGCUUGACAUUAGGCUCUCAAUAUACUCUUUCCUGAGCUCUGUAAUGAAAAAAAAUUGUGAAUAUGCUCAAAGCCUCCUUUUUGAAACUUUAGUCAAGUCUACUGGCUUUGAAUCCAUGAUCAAAGCAGAAGAGCAUUUGGGAUGGUACUGAGAGCAGGAUCUAUGCAUCAGAGCCACACAGAAUCUUUUGAAGGGGUGCACCACCUCAGAACCUAUCCACCUGCCUGCCCUGAGACAUGUAAUCAAUAACCUUGAAAAACUUCUAUAGCUGUCUGGUGGAAAGUGUAUUGACGAUUGGCAUUAUGGCCUGGUAUGGGAACACCAGGGCUGGUGGUGUAGUGGAAUCAACACUGGACCUCAAGGCAGAUAGUCCUGAGUUCAAACCCAGCCUGUAUCUUGCCGUGAAAACCCUAUGGACCCUAUGGUCCAUGAGAUCAUGAAGAGUUGGACUUGACCUAAGGACUGAACAACAACAAAUGGGAACACCAAUACUUUUGAGUGGAAAAUCCUAUGAAAGGCAAUAUAUUUGUCCCAGUAUGUCACGGGUAAAGCCCUCUAAACAAAGCUACAUGAAACAUUGCCAUACAAAAGCAGCAUCCAUCAUCAAAGAUCCUCACCGCCCUGGCCAUGCUCUUUUUACACUUGCUGCCAUCAGGUAGAAGGUACAGGUGCCUCAAGACUCACACCAUCAAGUCCAAGAACAGUUACUACACCUCAACCAUCAGGCUUUUCAACAAAAGUGGAUAGCUGCACUCAUUCUGCUUCUGGUGUUCCCACAACCAAUGAUCUCACUUUAAGGACUGUUUAUCUUGUUGUUCCAUGCUCUCAUUAUUUGUUUCUAUCUGUUUAUAUUUGUGCAAUUUGUCAUCUUCUAUGCUCUGCUCUUUCACCAAUCCUGUUUUUGGUUACUGUCCAAUAGACUUGCUGGCUAUGCCCACAGGAAAAUUAAUCUCUCAGGGUUGUAUGUGGUGACAUGCAUGUACUCUGAUAAUGAAUUUACUUUGAACUUUGGAAGGAUAACAUCCUUGUUCCCGACCGAAAGGCUGCAUUAGGAAGACUGUUUCAUGUUAUUUCCUGACAGCUGGGCUCACACAGAUUACCUGCUGACUCCCAGGGUAAAAUGAUGGAAUUGUGGUCGUAGGGGGACAAAUGGUAAAAUUCAAACGACAGCUCUGUGCAACACAAUCAACAAAUCCAGCUGAGGAGUGAGUGGCAGAAGAGCCUCAUCCAAAAAGUGUGUGAGGAAUGAAGUGUUGAACCUUACUCCCUAAGAGAACAGUAGAUCCAUGGAAGAAGUUAACAGUCUGUUUGAAAAGCUCAAACAAAUAAGUAGAGGGUUACCUCAAGCGGAGCGGCCUGUGGAAAGCGGCCAGUGAGUGAGUGGGCCAGUGAAGGAGUGGAGAUUUGAGGCUUUGACUCGAGAGAUUCUGGCAGUUGAACUGUGCAAUCAAGUCAAUCAAGAUUUGAAUAGCUCAGCAGAAAGCCGUUGAUUAGACAAUCAAGAUUUGAAUAGGUCAGUUAGCAAUCUUGUCCUGCGAGGCCCCUUGGGUAAGAGUGACCAUAAUAUGGUGGAAUUCUUCAUUAAGAUGGAGAGUGACAUAGUUAAUUCAGAAACAAAGGUUCUGAGCUUAAAAAGGGGUAACUUUGAAGGUAUGAGACAUGAAUUAGCUAAGAUAGACUGGCGAAUGAUACAUAAAUGGUUGAUGGUGGACAUGCAAUGGCAAGCAUUUAAAGAUCGCAUGGAUGAACUACAAUAAUAGUUCAUCCCAAUUUGGCAAAAGAAUAAACCAGGGAAGGUAGUCUAUCCGUGGCUGACAAGGGAAAUUAGGGAUAGUAUCAAGUCCAAAGAAGAAACAUAUAAAUUAGCAAAAAAAAGCAGCACACCUGAGAGCUGGGAGAAAUUCAGAGACCAGCAGAGGAGGACAAAGGGCUUAAUUAGGAAAGGGAAAAAAGAUUGAGAGAAAGCUGGCAGGGAACAUAAAAACUGACUGUAAAAGCUUUUAUAGAUACGUGAAAAGAAAAAAGAUUGGUUAAGACAAAUGUAGGUUCUUUACAGUCAGAAACAGGUGAAUUGAUCAUAGGGAACAAAGACAUGGCAGACCAACUGAAUAACUACUUUGGUUCUAUCUUCACUAAGGAGGACAUAAACAAUCUUCCGGAAAUAGUAAGGGACCGAGGGUCUAGUGAGAUGGAGGAACUGAGGGAAAUACAUGUUAGUAGGGAAGUGGUGUUAAGUAAAUUGAAGGGAUUAAAGGCAGAUAAAUCCCCAGGGCCAGAUGGUCUGCAUCCCAGAGUGCUUAAGGAAGUAGCCAAGAAAUAGUGGAUGCAUUAGUGAUAAUUUUUCAAAACUCCUUAGAUUCUGGAUUAGUUCCUGAGGAUUGGAGGGUGGCUAAUGUAACCCCACUUUUUGAAAAAGGAGGGAGAGAGAAACCAGGAAUUAUAGACCGGUUAGCCUGACAUCGGUGGUGGGGAAAAUGCUAGAGUCAGUUAUCAAAGAUGUGAUAACAGCACAUUUGGAAAGAGGUGAAAUCUUCGGACAAAGUCAGCAUGGAUUUGUGAAAGGAAAAUCAUGUCUGACGAAUCUUAUUGAAUUUUUUGAAGAUGUAACUAGUAGAGUGGAUAGGGGAGAGCCAGUGGAUGUGGUAUAUUUAGAUUUUCAAAAGAUUUUUGACAAGGUCCCACACAGGAGAUUAGUGUGCAAACUUAAAGCACACAGUAUUGGGGGUAUGGUAUUGAUGUGGAUAGAGAAUUGGUUGGCAGACAGGAAGCAAAGAGUGGGGGUAAACGGGACCUUUUCAGAAUGGCAAGCAGUGACUAGUGGGGUACUGCAAGGCUCAGUGCUGGGACCCCAGUUGUUUACAAUAUAUAUUAAUGAUUUAGACGAGGGAAUUAAAUGCAGCAUCUCCAAGUUUGCGGAUGACACAAAGCUGGGCGGCAGUGUUAGCUGUGAGGAGGAUGCUAAGAGGAUGCAGGGUGACUUGGAUAGGUUAGGUGAGUGGGCAAAUUCAUGGCAGAUGCAAUUUAAUGUGGAUAAAUGUGAGGUUAUCCACUUUGGUUGCAAGAACAGAAAAACAGAUUAUUAUCUGAACGGUGGCCGAUCAGGAAAAGGGGAGGUGCAACGAGACCUGGGUGUCAUUGUACACCAGUCAUUGAAGGUGGACAUGCAGGUACAGCAGGCGGUGAAAAAGGCAAAUGGUAUGUUGGCAUUCAUAGCAAAAGGAUUUGAGUACAGGAGCAGGGAGGUUCUACUGCAGUUGUACAAGGCCUUGGUGAGAUCGCACCUAGAGUAUUGUGUGCAGUUUUGGUCCCCUAAUCUGAGGAAAGACAUUCUUGCCAUAGAAGGAGUACAAAGAAGGUUCACCAGAUUGAUUCCUGGGAUGGCAGGACUUUCAUAUGAAGAAAGACUGGAUCAACUAGGCUUAUACUCACUGGAAUUUGGAAGAUUGAUGGGGGGAUCUUAUUGAAACAUAUAAAAUUCUAAAGGGAUUGGACAGGCUGGAUGCAGGAAGAUUGUUUCCGAUGUUGGGGAAAUCCAGAACGAGGGGUCACAGUUUAAGGAUAAAGGGGAAGCCGUUUAGGACCGAGAUGAGGAAAAACUUCUUCACACAUAGAGUGGUGAAUCUGUGGAACUCUCUGCCACAGGAAACAGUUGAGGCCGGUUCAUUGGCUAUAUUUAAGAGGAAGUUAGAUAUGGCCCUUGUGGCUAAAGGGAUCAGGGGAUAUGGAGAGAAAGCAGGUACAGGGUUUUGAGUUGGAUGAUCAGCCAUGAUCAUACUGAAUGGCGGUGCAAGCUCAAAGGGCUGAAUGGCCUACUCCUGCACCUAUUUUCUAUGUUUCUAUGUAGAGUGAGGGCUGAUUCAAUUUGUCUGUUGCUAUGCUUCCUGUUUAGGGUUUGCAUUGAACCAGAAGGAAGUACCAAAUAAUGUGUGAGGUACAGUUCCCAGAAAGGACUGAAGGAAAACUUCCUGAUUUGCAAGAAAUCGUUAGUAUAUGUUAUUGCUCCUUUUCGCACCUUGAGCCUUUUUUUGCCAUUUCCUUAACUCUCAACCAGCACAGAUGGAAAGGGGCCGACUGGAUUUGAACCAGGGACCAUUCGCCUUGAAGUGUGGUGCUGAUGCCACUACACCACCAGCCAGCUAUUAGUUUAUAAGCAGUAGCGUUAGACCAGCUACCUUUAUCCUGGUCAACAUGUUUCUAUGCCUGUGUGAAGUAGCAGGUUACUUGGGGAAGAAACAAAGCCAAUUUCGCAGAGGUCACAUUCCGAUAACUUUUUGGCCAUUUUCUUGAUGGUUUGUCUCAGCACUUCUCCAGCUCCAGGAUAAAGUGGAACAUGGAGAAAGACAUCUUCAUGGGGUCCGAAAUAGAAAUGGUGGUCAGAGACUGGACAGAAAUCCCAGCCAGACUUAAAUCCCACUGAAUUUGUAGAUUAACUGAAGCUAAUACCGUUUAGCAACUUGCCAGUUGAUGCACACUUAACCCUUUCUUACUGAUGUCCACUUCAGUUAGGGCAGCUGCUAAUUGAAUUCUCUGGGAUGUUGCCUGGUUAUUUUUGUCACUGAAUAAUUAUCCCAAUGCUAUAUAUUUAUUUUCUCUGUUUUUCUCCUUUUCAGUUAAAUGCACAGACUCUUCCCAGCUGAAGUUUCAAGAUCUAUAUUUUCAUGUUUCAAGUUUCAUGUGCUAUAUUUAGGAGUUAAUUUUUGCUUCAUUAGAGCAGAUAUUGCAGACAGCAAUACAUCAGGGUUGCAUGUUCAUCCAUCUUCCAUACAUGCAGAGCAGGUCAGAACUUAGACGCAAGUCCCAACAGAUCUGCUUCUGUCUCUUUCAUCUUCCAUCCCUGGAAUCAGUCUUGCUGUGGUCUCAACAUAUUCCAAAGACGUGUGCUUUGGAUCUCUUGAGUUUUGCUCCAACUGAAGAUGAUGGUUAAAACUUUUUUCCUUUCAAACUUUCAAGCUAUCAAGUUGCACUCCCAUAGGCUGGCAUUUGUUAACCUGGUGUAAGCAGCUGGCAGAGAUAGCGCCUCUUGUUCAGCUGGUCUGUGCAAUGGAUUAAUUUUAUUUUGUGAUAGUUAAAGGUUGCGGCACGUUAAUACACCCAACUCUGGCUAAAAUGGGGGCAAAGUGAAUUAGGCUUAAAUCUCUUUAGACUGUGCAAACAAGGAGGCCAUGCAUAUAGGAAGAGAAAGUGAAAGGGGAAGUGUGAUUGUCAGAUGAAAACAUUGUUCCUGCUAUUUAUAAAUGUGAUUACUAUCUCCAACUUCCAGAAAAAACACCACAUAAUUCCACUGGAUUCAAUACUCCUUCCUUCUGACUUGACCAGAACAAUUACAGACAACAACAGUGUUAUAAGCCAGCAGUCUAGUUCAGUGUUUCCAUAGUCUGGUUAAUAACGAGCAGCUAAUUUUACCUUGGCAUCACUACAUUGUGUAAUCUUAACAUUUCUGCAUCUUAAAGUAGUAUUUCUGUGGGCAAUUUUAUUCUGUAACAUGUCUGUUUUAUAAAGCAGCAGGUGUGGCAAUCUAUUAAAAAGAUCACUUUAAAAAUACAAUAUUUAUUCCUCUGUUCCGCACUUCCUUUCCCGAGGCUGGCAGAUGCAGUGCUAGUCCAUCCAUCUGUGAAACAGCUCCCUCUCCUGGAUUGCUCCCUAAUUGCAGCAUUGAUUUACCCUUGUUUGGCAGAACUACUCGUCUGCAGUUGUGGUGAGGUCAGGAAGGCAAGGGCACUCGACAGAGGAAAGCUGUUUUAAUUUUGGAGGGUUUUGAAUUUCAUUCUGCAACGAGCUUGUAUUAACUGUGUUUUGACACAUUCAGUUGUCUAAAAUCAGUUUCCAUACAAAAUUUUUUUUGUAAAAGCUUUUUUCUUUUCUCUUCAAAUACCAGAAUCCUGACAAAUGAUUAAACAACAAUCAGAUUAGUCAUAAAAUAAUGCACUGUACAUUCAUUUUGCCCACCAAAUACACAGUUUGUUGAAUGAAAUGUGUUUUUAUUUGAAAUAAAUGAUGACUGGUAAUUGGA